This is a messenger RNA of Pipistrellus kuhlii (Kuhl's pipistrelle), 7776 nucleotides long. RefSeq names its product angiomotin (gene AMOT). The record is from RefSeq and is a predicted model, not a curated record. Gene Ontology annotation, molecular function: signaling receptor activity. Gene Ontology annotation, biological process: establishment of cell polarity involved in ameboidal cell migration; angiogenesis; regulation of cell migration. Lineage: Eukaryota; Metazoa; Chordata; Mammalia; Chiroptera; Vespertilionidae. The coding region runs from base 725 to 3913 and encodes 1062 amino acids. The transcript is spliced from 14 exons. Gene Ontology annotation, cellular component: bicellular tight junction; cytoplasmic vesicle; plasma membrane.
CCUGGGCGGUCCAAGCCGCUCACCACAAGAAGAAAAGCCACCCAUUCGCCCCCCUCCCCUACCUCCCAUCCUUUGCCCAGGAGCUGCCUUCUUCGCAGUCACGCCCCUUCCUUCCGAGGAGAUUUCUGACUGCCCCAGCUGGUAGACCCCUGAUUUAUUCCUCCAUCUCCUCUCUCUUUCGCUUCAUCUUCUUUUAGUUCUCACCGCUCCCUCCACCCCACCUCCAAUCUGUCUCGCUUCCGACCAUCCGCUGCUCCACCCUCCGGUCCGGUAUCCUGCUUGUCCACUGCCACCAAGGAAAACGCAGAGGAAGCAGCGAAGAGGGGAGCAGCCAGGAGUCCGGGCUUCUCUCCUGCCCAUCCCUGGCUUUUGGCCCAGGAUCGAAGCCACUUGAAGGAGCGGAGAGUCAUCACCUUGUCUUCCUUGCAUUCAGGGAGCUGCUGAGAAGGACAAAUAAGAUAGCAGAAGUGAAAGAGCUUUUGUCUCCUUAGAAGAAAGGCUGAGAAACUAAAGAGUGACCACUGGUUGGACUCUUGGCGGCGCUUAACCUGAACCUGAGUGUUAGGGGAGAGGGAAUCUGCCGUUGCGGUUUCUGGAGCUGCUCAUAAGCAAGAAUUCCCUAUCCUGAUCAAGGCUUUAAGCCUAAAAGAAAGCAGAAAUAGGUCAAGGGCAGCCCAGGUGCCCAAUUUCUCUCUCUCUUCACAAGGCACCACCAGCAAUAGAGAUGAGAAAUUCUGAAGAACAACCAAGUGGAGGAACCACAGUGUUGCAGCGUCUGCUACAAGAGCAGCUUCGCUAUGGCAAUCCUAAUGAGAAUCGCAACCUGCUUGCCAUACACCAGCAAGCCACAGGGACUGUUCCUCCUUUCCCCAGUGGCAGUGGAAACCCAGGUCCUCAGAAUGAUGUGUUGAGUCCCCAAGACCAUCACCAACAGCUUGUGGCCCAUGCUGCUAGACAAGAACCCCAAGGGCAGGAAAUUCAGUCAGAAAAUAUCAUCAUGGAGAAGCAACUUUCCCCUCGAAUGCAGAAUAAUGAAGAACUCCCAACCUAUGAAGAAGCCAAGGUCCAGUCCCAGUACUUUCGGGGCCAACAGCAUGCUAGUGUUGGAGCUGCUUUCUAUGUCACUGGAGUCACCAACCAGAAGAUGAGGACGGAGGGACGACCAUCAGUUCAGCGUCUCAAUCCUGGGAAGAUGCACCAGGAUGAAGGACUCAGAGACCUUAAGCAAGGACAUGUCCGCUCUUUGAGUGAACGACUAAUGCAGAUGUCACUGGCCACUAGUGGAGUUAAGGCCCAUCCGCCUGUUACCAGCGCUCCACUCUCUCCACCACAACCCAAUGACCUCUACAAGAAUCCCACAAGUUCCAGUGAAUUCUACAAGGCCCAAGGGCCUCCCGGCCAGCAUACCCUGAAGGGCAUGGAACACCGAGGCCCCCCACCAGAGUAUCCCUUCAAGGGCAUGCCACCCCAGUCUGUAGUGUGCAAGCCCCAAGAACCAGGGCACUUCUAUAGUGAGCAUCGUCUGAACCAGCCAGGGAGAACAGAGGGGCAACUGAUGAGGUAUCAGCAUCCCCCUGAGUAUGGAGCAGCCAGGCCAACCCAAGACAUCUCAUUGCCUUUGUCAGCCAGGAACUCUCAACUUCACAGCCCUACUUCUUCCCUCACGUCUGGGGGUUCCUUGUCUUUGCUGCAGUCUCCACCAUCCACUAGAUUAUCUCCUGCUCAACAUCCAUUGGUCCCAAACCAAGGAGACCACUUGGCUCACCUACCUAGGCAGCAGCAACAUUUCCUUCCUAAUCAGACUCACCAGAGUGAUCUUUACCGUCUCACCCAGCCGGGCCUGAGUCAGCAGCAGCAGCAGCACCACCACCACCAUCACCAGCAGCAGCAGCCACAGCUUGGAGAAGCAUAUUCAACUAUGCCUAGAGCUCAGCAGUCUUCUGCUUCUUAUCAGCCAAUGCCGGCAGACCCUUUUGCCAUUGUUUCCAGAGCCCAGCAGAUGGUUGAGAUCCUCUCAGAGGAGAACCGGAACUUGCGGCAGGAGUUGGAAGGAUGCUAUGAGAAGGUGGCAAGACUGCAGAAGGUGGAGACAGAAAUCCAACGUGUCUCAGAGGCAUAUGAGAACCUUGUGAAGUCAUCCUCUAAAAGAGAAGCCUUGGAGAAAGCCAUGAGAAACAAGCUUGAAGGGGAGAUUCGAAGGAUGCAUGACUUUAAUAGGGAUCUGAGAGAGCGUCUGGAGACUGCCAACAAACAGCUUGCGGAGAAAGAAUACGAGGGGACAGAGGAUACCAGAAAAACCAUCUCUCAGCUCUUUGCAAAAAAUAAGGAGAGCCUGCGGGAGAAGGAGAAGCUGGAAGCUGAGCUGGCCACUGCCCGAUCUGCCAAUGAGGACCAAAGAAGACACAUAGAAAUCCGAGACCAGGCCCUGAGCAAUGCCCAGGCCAAGGUGGUAAAGCUGGAGGAAGAGCUUAAAAAGAAGCAGGUGUAUGUAGAUAAGGUGGAGAAGAUGCAGCAGGCCCUUGUUCAGCUCCAGGCAGCAUGUGAAAAGCGUGAGCAGCUGGAACACCGUCUCCGGACACGGCUGGAGAGAGAACUGGAAUCCCUCAGAAUUCAGCAGCGCCAGGGCAACUCUCAGCCCACCAACGUUUCGGAAUACAAUGCUGCUGCACUGAUGGAGCUCCUUCGUGAAAAGGAGGAAAGGAUCCUGGCCCUGGAAGCUGAUAUGACUAAGUGGGAACAAAAGUACUUAGAGGAGAAUGUGAUGAGACAUUUUGCUCUGGAUGCUGCUGCAACUGUAGCUGCUCAGAGGGAUACAACAGUCAUCAGCCACUCUCCUAACACUAGCUAUGACACAGCUCUCGAAGCUCGCAUCCAGAAGGAGGAGGAAGAAAUCUUGAUGGCCAACAAGCGUUGCCUUGAUAUGGAGGGCAGGAUUAAGACCCUCCAUGCCCAGAUUAUUGAGAAGGAUGCCAUGAUCAAAGUACUCCAGCAGCGUUCCCGGAAGGAGCCUAGUAAGACAGAGCAGCUGUCAUCCAUGCGGCCAGCAAAGUCUCUGAUGUCCAUUUCCAAUGCUGGAUCGGGUUUGCUCUCCCACUCUUCCACCCUGACUGGCACCCCCAUCAUGGAAGAGAAGAGGGAUGAUAAGAGCUGGAAAGGGAGCCUAGGCAUUCUCCUGGGUGGAGACUACCGUGCAGAAUCUGUCUCUUCUACACCCUCACCAGUGCCGCCCUCGACUCCCCUGCUCUCAGCUCACUCUAAGACGGGAAGCCGAGACUGCAGCACCCAAACAGAACGGGGAACUGAAGCAAACAAAACUGCAGCUGUUACUCCAAUCUCUAUUCCUGCUACAGUUGCUGCCGCCAUCACUGCCAAUGCUGCCACCAACACCACCACCAUGGUAGCUGCUGCUCCAGUGGCUGUUGCUGCUAUUGCUACUCCAUCUCCAGCAACUGCUACUGCUGUUCAUGCUGCUGCUGUUCCUCCAGCUGCUGCUGUUCAGAUUCCAGCUGCUGCCUCUGCUGUUUCUGCAUCUAUUGUUGCUCCUGCUUCUGCUGCUGCUGCUGUUCAGGUUGCUCCAGCCACUCCAGCUCCGGUUCCAGCUCGGGCUCCAACUCCGGUUCCAGCUCCAGCAGCAGCUCAGGCUUCUGCUCCAGCUCUGACUCAGAUACCGACUCCAUCUCCAGUUGCAGCUGCUACUCCAACUCCAGCUCCAACUCCAUCUUUGGCUCAGGCUGAGGCUCCUACAACUCCAGCCACUGUUUCUGGACCACGGCGCUUGUCUAUACCUAAUUUGGCCUGUAAUCCAGACAAGACAGAUGGUCCCGUUUUCCACUCCAGUACUCUGGAAAGAAAAGCUGCUGCUCAGAUCCUGGGACAAGAGCCUGAUGCAGAAAUGGUGGAAUAUCUCAUCUAAAUGUUCUAACCAAGAGCUUCAGUUUCUCAGCAAGAAUACUCUUAAUGAUUUUUUCCCUUUUGUUGUUGUUAUUUUGAGGGUCAGCACAAGGGGUUGGGAGAAUGUUUUUUAUAGGGACUUUUUAAUUGAGACAUUAUAGUACCUUCGCAAUGUCAUAUGAACUCCAGUCUAUUUUGGUGCACUUAGAGAGUACCUCUAAAGACAAACCAAUCAGUGUGCUCUAAAGGUUAUCAUUUGGAUUUAUACAAAUACUGAGACUGUUAAUAGCUGGAUAUUCAUCAAUGUUUUGCAAUGUGCUUAAAAUUUUUUUAGCAUUUCCAUAUUACAGAUAAUUUUUUAUUGAAGAGCAUAGUAUGUUUGGAAGACAGUGUGUAAAAGUAGUUCAGAAAUGGGAUGCCGGAGAGAAUUUGCACAUGUGAUGUUUUGCAGAGUUACCAUCUAGGCAGCAUCCAGAGAGAGAGCUCUUACCAUGGGCUUAUGAAAGGAAAUAGUUAUUGGAGCAGUGUAAACUGGAGGAAAGGUAGGGAGUAUUGGGGUGUGGAAGGGUGCUGGAGCUAAUUUUCCCUUCCAAUUUCCCAGCUACCCUGGGAUUGUUUUUAUCUUCAUUUCAGUGGUGCUUUGGAAGUUGAUUCUUUUGGUUCCCUCUUGGAGGUUCAUACAUUCAUAUAUAUAUAUAUACUCUGGAAUAAUUUAUGCAUUUGGGUAUUUAAUAUAUUGCUUUCAGCCACUAGGAGAGUUAGCUUAAACUUCCUCUCUCUUAGAGAGUUAAACCACCGGAGGCCUUGAUGGAGAGUUGCAUGAGGCGCUUGCUGAAUGUAGACCUUUGUGGUCUCUGUCUUGCCAUGAACAGCUUUCUUGCCUUUCCUGAGACCAUUCUGCUUAGUGUAUACUUCUUCUUCAGCACAAAUUCACUGGCUGUGUCACCAGUCUCAAAUUGUCAAUUAUUUGCAAAAUGAGGAAGCACUUUUGGUAACAGGUUCAAUGCUUUGAAUUUCUGGUGACUACUUUGAAAUAAUUCAUUUUAUUUUUCAAAUUCUUAGACAUAUUUGACUAUCACCUCCAAGGGAAAAGCAUCAGAAACCCAAAGUACUGUGCUGUAGUCAGGGGAGAGGUGGGUUGCAGCAGAGUCCUCAGCUACCUCUUUUCAUGACCAGUGACUCCAUCUUGGAAUACUUUUGGAGAGCAGCAGGAAAUGUACGUGGGCAGGGACCAAGGAGGGCAUGACUCCAAGCUUUGCCUAAAGGCUGCCUCCAGGAACACAGAACGGCUGCUUAUUGCCAUAGGUCACUGCUCUGUGUCAUUUAUCUACCCUUUAUUAAGAUGAUAAAUCUACAAUUAAUGUCAUUAAUAUCAGUUUUCAAGGGUUUGGGGGGAAGUGAAGGGGUUGGGGGUGUUAUAUAAGGGUGGGGGGUAGAGGUUUGGGGAUAUGCUAGUUAGAAAGCAGAUUAAUAGAAGAAUAGGCCUGAUAUAUUACAUUGUGAGGCAUAGUGGCUGGGAGGAAUUUUAACAAUACAAUAGCCCAACCCUGUGAUGAGGAUUCUGAGACCUGAAGACUUUAAGUGACUUUUUCAAGAUCAUACAACACAACUUCCCAUUCUGCCAAAUACCAUACUUAUCUGGGGAAACCCUUAUAUAUAAAAAUCCCCAUUUUAAGAAAAGGUAUCUUCACAGUCCAGGGCAUAUGUAUUUUGUAAACUGGCCCUGGCUUCAGUAGUUUGUACAGGGUUCUGAGUUCCUAUCUUGCCUCUCCUGCAGUGCCUUUUGCAAGGUUUUUCCUUUCCUGAUUCUGAUUUCAGUAUGGAGUCACAUGGGACAUCUACCCUAAAAUAUCAACUUCACUCCUUCUCUUGCUACGAGAUUGGCUGUCUUUGAUAAUCUUACAGAGUUUCUCUGUAAGUAUAGGAAUGACAUACUUAACAGUAUUCUUGUGUCAUUCCCAAUGAUCUCCCAAAGCAGUGGUUGGCAAACUCAUUAGUCAACAGAGCCAAAUAUCAACAGUACAAUGAUUUAAAUUUCUUUUGAGAGCCAAAUUUUUUAAACUUAAACUUCUUCUAAUGCCACUUCUUCAAAAUAGACUCGCCCAGGCAGUGGUAUUUUGUGGAAGAGCCACACUCAAGGUGCCAAAGAGCCACAUGUGGCUCAUGAGUCGCAGUUUGCUGACCAUCUUUUCAAAGGAAUUAUUUUGUGUGGGGGGAAGGAGGAGAUAAGAGGGAAAGUGAUGUGGUUUUUCAAGCAGUCUUGACAUUUUUAAUAAUGAAGUGAUUAUCAUACACAUUAGUCCUCAGUUAUUUAGUGAAUCACAAAUAGAACUUAAAAGUGCAGUUGUAUUAAUGCUCAUUAAUAUUAUCCUUUAGUCAAAGAAAAAACUCAUAGUAAAAGCAACAAGUAGCAAACUUCACUACUGCUACUUUCUGUCUAAAUAAAUAGAAAAAAAUAAACCUUUCAUUUUUAUAAUAUAUUGCCAGCAUUUUUGCUAGCUCUGGGAGCCAUGGUUUUAUUUAUACUCUGUAAGGUGACAAAUGCCAUAAUUCCAUACUGUGUGGCAGUCAUCUCUUUAGGCUCAUGUAUUUUGGGAAAGGAGGAAGUUUUUAGCUAAGUAUUACUUUGAACUUUCCACAACAACUCUCCCCCCUCACACCAGAGGGUUCCCUCUUGGCUCAGUUUUUAAUCCCAGGUAAUUUACUCAAAUACAUUGUACAUUUGAGAGAUGAAAGAAGUCCAUGUCAGUGUAUUAUGUUUACAAAGAAGAUUGAUUCAGCCUUUUCAGAAGAUCCCUAAUAGAUGACUUUUAAAAAUUCAGGUUUAUGGGAGAAAUCUCAAGGUAGCCACCUUUUCACAAUUGUGUCAAUGUAACACUUGGGGGACGUUUCUGGACUCCCACCUAUCUAUGCAUUUUACUGGCACCUCAGAACAGGAGGGUGACCUUGUUGUCUUAACUUGCACUGCAUGGUGAUCUCUGGGGACCUUCUAAGUCAGUUAUACUUCAAUGUCCCUUGUACAGAAAAAUUUCAUUAGAACAAACUUUACUUGAUAUGAAAUUCUUAUUAACAUUUUUAUUAAAUAAAAAUAGUUUAAGCUUUCUUAUAAAAUCAUGUAUCUUAAUUGUUGUUUUAAUGAAGGAUUUGUUUUCAGUGCUGCUUUUGAGCUUCAGGUUGAGAGGAUAGUAGGAACCUGAAAUAUUUGCCAUCACCUGCCAUAGGAAACAUACUAAGAGACCCAUCACAUUCUCUUUUUCUUGUUACACAGUUGGCUGUGCACAACAGUUGGAAAAUUAACAAAAUUACCAUGCAAACUACUUGUUAUGAAGAGCCUAAAAACUAAUAAUGUAGCAACUUAAAGUGUAUACAUAUGCACUAACUCUUAUAAAUUAUAUUCUCAUGCCGGUUAGCCAUGCAAUCUCCUGUUAUCUCAAUUGCUCAUUCACAUAUGGAGUUUGUUACUUAAAAUGUGUGCAUUCUUACUGAACCUGUUUUCAAAGGAAAGCAUUAGCUAUGGGCUAAUUGCCGCCAAUUUCAGCCUGGCAUGAUCCUUGGAAUAUAUCUUCCAAGUGCCAUCCAUCAUCAGUCGGACCAGUGUCGGGAGUUUGUUUGUUUGUUUCUGGUAGCAACGAUGGGUUAUAUGAAGCCUUCAAACCUCCUUCUGUGGCCUCCCUUGUGAUUAAUGGCAUGUGUUUGUAAAAUGAAUAGCUGUGGUUGGCAGAUGGCUAGAGAAGAAUCACCUUUGGUUUGAAAUGUAUUUGGCCUCAUAAUGAUUAAGACCCCAUUCUGUAAUCAACGGAGCUAGUUCCAGUAAAAUUAAGCAGGUGUGAAUCCACUCUGUGCCUAUCUUUUCACUGACAAUAAAGUUAGCUAUUUUAAAAUGCA